AUGGAAAUUAAACCAAAGUGGAUUUUUUGUUUGCUACUUUGCACAAAUAUUAUUAUUAAUCUAGACUAAGGUAUCAUUCCAGCAGGUAUCGUCUAUUUUUUUAUUAAGCAAUAUAAUAGAUAGAAGAAUCUCUUGAAUUAACUUCAGAAUAAUUAGGUUAUUUAGGAUCAUAAGUUUAUGCAGGUGUCACUCUGGUUUGUUUGUUUGGUGGAAAAUUGUUUCUACAUUUCAAUUCAAAAAUGAUAGUCAUGUUUAGUUAUAUUGGAAUGAUAUCUUCCUUAACCUUAUUUCCAUUAAAUUAUGGAUCAAGUUGGCCAUUUUAUAUUUUUAGAUUCCUCACAGGUUGUUCAAAAGUAUUUAAUUGUAUUAAAAAAAGGCACCUAUGAUGAUUUAUUUUCCUGUUUGGGUAGAUAAUUUUGGUGGAGAAUCAAAAACAAUUUGGAUUACAAUUCUACAAGGAGUAAUUCCACUUGGUAUAUUUGUUGGUUACUCUUUAUCAAGUGUUAUUUCUAGUUUAUGGUAAUGGUAAGCAGCAUUCUACAUUUAAGUUAUCAUGUUAACUGCUUGUGCAACUAUUUUCAUUAUUUUUGUUAGAAAUUAGGACUUUGAUAUAAAAAAAAGUACUAAAAGCAAAUUAGGAAGUAAAUCAAUCAAUGAAGAAUAAUCAUUUCUUGCUUAAACUUCAAAAAAAAGUUAUUGCUAAAUGAUGAAAGAAUUAUAUUCUAUAAAAUUAUGGUUAUGCUGUACAAUUGUAAUAAGCAUAUUGUAUUUUAUUGUAACUGGUAUUUAAUUUUGGAUGACAGACUAUAUGAUUCAUGAGAUGCAUUAAGAGAAAUAAACAGUGAAUAUUGUAUUUGCAAUAGUAUCAAUAACUGCUCCUGUAUUUGGAUGUAUUACAGGAGGAUUAAUAGCAUAGAAAUUAGGUGGAUACUAAAGAACUAAAUCAUUAUAUGUGUGUGUCUUAUAUUGCUCGCUUUGUUGUUUAAGUGCUGCUCCAGUACCUUUUACAGAGACAUUUUGGUUUGGAGCAUUAUGUCUAUGGUUUUUAUUAUUCUUUGGAGGAGCAAUAGUACCACCAUUAAUGGGAAUUAUGCUUUCUUCAGUUCCUAAACAUUUGAAGGCAUUUGCAAAUUCAAGUACAACUAUGUUUUAAAAUUUGUUUGGUUUCUUACCUGCACCAUCAAUUUAUGGAUUUUUGAUGGAAAGAUAUAAUUCUCAAGUUGCAGUAUUUGCAUUGAUGUAUUAUUCUUUUGUUGGAUUAUUUGUUAUGUUAUUAGCUGUUUAUUUUAGGAGAUAGUAGAAUAAUAAAAAGGUAGGAUUUGAAGAAGUAUUUGCUCAAUAAUAAGAUUCAAAAUCAUCUGUUUUAUAAGAUGAAGAAAACUUUAACAUUACAGUUAGAGUACUUCAAUAUGGGGAUGCUCCUUUAGUCACAUCACUUACUCCUCAUAUAGAAGAUUAAAUUUUAAAUUAUGAUAAUCAAGAAGAAGAAUUAAAUUAAAAAGAAAUUUGA
This is a messenger RNA of Paramecium pentaurelia, 1510 nucleotides long. NCBI's taxonomy places the organism in Eukaryota, Ciliophora, Oligohymenophorea, Peniculida, Parameciidae. The record is from the annotation of a GenBank genome assembly.